UGCUUGAUUCCCACGUUUUUGCGAUAACAACAUUCUUGUGUAACUCGUACAUGACCGUUUUCUGUUUUCAAAGUCUACAAAUGUUCAGAUAAUUUAAAACUGACUUUCUAAAGAUAGCAAUGAGACGGCUAGCAAUAUUGGUUGGUCUUCUAUGCUGUUCUGUAACAUUUUGUGCAAAAUUUUAUCAGUGCUACUGGGUCAACUCGCCUACUGUUGACUGCAACAAAUUUGCCACUGAUCCAACGUGUGGAACUGAUCUUGUUACUUACAAGAACAAAUGUGAGUUCAGCAGAGCGCACUGUAAAGACAGCACCCUUGAUCUGAGGCACAGCGGAUCAUGUACUGCUGCUGAUGGCUCAACACCGGCGCCAGUGAAUGCUGCUGGUUCUGAGGUGGUGUUUGACUUUAUGUGUACAAGCCUCAGUCACAUGGAUUGUCAAGCAGGGGGAGAAAAAACGUGUGCGUCUGACGGACGGGCAUACGAUAACUAUUGCGAGUAUGAGAAGCAGAAGUGUACACACCGUCACCUCCAUGUGGUAGACUGUGAUGUCUGAAUUUUUGUUCGUUUUGCUUGUACGUUUCAUAUUUGUGUAAUAUUCAUAUAUUUCAUAUAUCAAAUAUGGAUAAAAUUACCCAUAGAAUUCAA
Molecule: messenger RNA, 646 nt
Organism: Mercenaria mercenaria
Lineage: Eukaryota; Metazoa; Mollusca; Bivalvia; Venerida; Veneridae
Product: agrin-like
Exons: 4
Coding region: 120-554 (144 amino acids)
Biological process (GO): cell differentiation; multicellular organism development
Molecular function (GO): protein binding
Source: RefSeq, a predicted model, not a curated record